AGUGAUUGGCACACGUCUAUCUAUUAUGCAUGUCAGCUUCCCUUUAGUGCGUUCUUGAGCUUGUUUCCAAGUAAGCACAGCUGAGAGGCAGCCUGCCUGCAUCGACACUCAGGACACAUUUUAUCUUCUUGAAAAGCAGGAGCUUUCUGAGGGGAACUCAAAAAUGGAGCUGAUGGGCUCCACUCUGGCAGCUACAUAUGCUCGUCCAAACACCAGCCACUUCCUGCCUGCCAUCUCCACCAUGGCAUCCAGCUAUCGCAACCCUCAGCCAGCGUUGGCCAUGAAUCCCAGUGCCAACCUGUGGAGGACCAACGGCUAUUACAAAAGCAGCAGCACUGUCCCAACACCUUCAUCUAUACAGCGAGAGAAUUUAGAUCUGGUUCGAUCCAAGACUAUGUUCUACCCGUCCAACAGGACAGCGCUUACCACCCGCUACACUCCCGAAGACUGGUACAAGUCCAACAUGAGCAACUACAGGGAGUCGGAGUCGUCCAGGAAAAGCGCAGAGAGACUUAGGAGAGACACCAUCAGGAUGAUGCAGGAUAAGGAGCAGCUCACCAGGCUAACCCAGGAGAAAACCAACAAGAACAUUGGCGAGCGGCUCAAUGACAUCGUCUUCUGGAGGGCUGAGCUGAGCCACGAGAUAGACAACAUGGUGACAGAGAUAGCAGCGCUCAAUGAGGUUAAGAGGAGGCUGGAGAGGGCCUUGGCCGAGACGGAGGGGCCCCUUCAGGUGUCACAAGAGUGUUUGUACCACAGAGAGAAGCGGAUGUCCAUCGAUCUGGUGCACGACCACGUGGAGAAAAAUCUCAUAAAGGAAGUGGAAGUCAUCAAAUCAUGUCAGGAAAGGAUGAGGCGACAUCUGGACAGAGCCAUCGCUCAGCUGGCGUCGAACCGAGCAGCUCAGCAUGAACUGGAAAGGGACAUGAGCGACAAAGUGACAGCUCAGAGGAUAGACGGAAGGUGUCACCAUCUGAGGAACACAUCCGACGCCAUCGGCUACCACAGAGGGAUUGAAAGACUAGACCCCUCGCUCUCUCUACCGGACUCGUGGUCCAAGUUCACCGACGACAACAUCCUGCUCUCCCAGAGCCAGCGGGCGGCCUCCCAGAAGCUGAGGGACGAGAUCGAGAUCCUGCUGAGCACCACGUCCAACGAGAUGUGGAACCAGUUCAACAACGCCAACGUGGCCUUCAUGAACCGCGUGUCAGAAAUCGCUGACGCCAAGAACAGCCUGCAGACGCACCUGGCUAAGACCCUGCAGGAGAUCUUCCAGACAGAGAUGCUGAUUGAGUCUCUGAAGAAGGCGCUCAGAGACAAGGAGUGCCCACUGAAAGUGGCGCAAACCAGGCUGGAGGAGAGGACGCGCAGGCCCAACAUGGAGCUCUGCAGGGACAACCCGCACCACAGACUCGUGGGUGAGGUGAGGGAGAUCGAGGACACCAUCCAGAAGCUGCAGGAGAGGCUGAUGGAGGCUCAGAACACUCUGCAGACUCUGGUCAGGACCAAAGUGACCCUGGAGCACGACCUGUCCAUCAAGGCCAACUCGCUCUUCCUGGACCAGGAAAAGUGCAUGAGCAUACGCAAGAGCUUCCCCAGCAUGCCUCGUCUGGUGGGCUACACCUAAAUGAAGCCUCGGUGGACCAGAAGAAAAAAAUAUUGACUGACUUGAUUGACUGGCGAUGUUGGAGUGAUUUUGAGGGUGUUGUGGGUGAUUUGACCAAAAAGAAAAUUACAACAAUUUACGAGCACGAUGUUUUAAUCUGAUCAUAAACGGACUAUCAUAGCUUUGAGUAUUGUACCCGUAAUGUAUUUAAAAUGGGUUUAAAAAUAAAUGAAGGUUUAAACACA
Molecule: messenger RNA, 1851 nt
Organism: Gasterosteus aculeatus aculeatus (three-spined stickleback)
Lineage: Eukaryota; Metazoa; Chordata; Actinopteri; Perciformes; Gasterosteidae
Gene: tekt3
Product: tektin 3
Biological process (GO): cilium movement involved in cell motility; cilium assembly
Cellular component (GO): microtubule cytoskeleton; sperm flagellum; nucleus
Source: RefSeq, a predicted model, not a curated record